Rhodamnia argentea is the source of this 3646-nucleotide messenger RNA. Its product is annotated as putative disease resistance protein At3g14460. The record is from RefSeq and is a predicted model, not a curated record. Gene Ontology annotation, biological process: defense response to other organism. Lineage: Eukaryota; Viridiplantae; Streptophyta; Magnoliopsida; Myrtales; Myrtaceae. Gene Ontology annotation, molecular function: ADP binding.
GAUGGGCGGUGUUGGAAAGACAGCCUUAGCUCAGCGACUCUAUAAUGAUCCCAAUGUAAGCAGCUGCUUUGAGAGGAGAGCAUGGGUUUGUGUCUCAGAUGUUUUUGAUGUUCUCAGCAUAACAAAGACUAUUUUGCAGUCGUUUUCCGAGUUGUCUUGCCAGGACAAAGAUCUUAACCGGCUUCAAAUUAAGUUGAAGGACAGUCUGUCGGGGAAGAAAUUUCUUGUGAUUUUAGAUGAUGUCCGGAAUGAGAAAUAUGGAGAAUGGACUGCCCUCUUAAAGCCAUUUGAAGUGGGUGCUAAGGGAAGCAAGAUCAUCCUUACAACUCGCAACCGUUCGGUAGUUGCCUUAACAGGAGCUUCGCCAUAUCCUUUGGAGGCGCUGUCCCUUGAUAAUUGUACAAGCUUACUAGCCUUUCAUGCUUUUGGAGUAACAAAUUUUAGGAGGCACCCGGAUCUUGAAACAAUAGGAAAGAAAAUAGCUAAAAAAUGUAAAGGUUUACCUUUGGCUGCAAAGGUGUUGGGCAGUCUCCUACGUGAUAAACGGAAUCCCGAUCAAUGGGAAGCUAUCUUAAGUAACAAGAUGUGGGAUCUUCCGACGGGAGAGAACGAUGAGGUUCUUCGAGUUUUGAAAUUGAGUUAUGUCCACCUUCCUACUUAUUUGAAGAGAUGUUUUGCUUAUUGUGCGGUAUUUCCCAAGGAUUACGAAAUUGAGAGGGAUGAGUUGGUACUCUUAUGGAUAGCGGAGGGAUUUUUAGAUGGACAUAAAGCAAAGGAGAAUAACUUGAGAUUGGGACGGGAUUACUUCAAUGAGCUAAAAUCUCGUUCAUUUAUUCAACAAUCAAGUGUCUACGCAUCUAAGUUUUCAAUGCAUGAUCUUUUGAAUGAUCUAGCAAAGUCAAUUGCGGGUGGGACUUGCUUUAGCUCCGGGGAGUCUCGGUUAGCGGGUAAUGAAUGUGAGGCAUCAUCUCGCGAAAAAACUCGUUAUGCAUCAUUCAUCUCGUCAUGGUAUGUUACAUCACAAUGCUUGAGGGCGUAUCACGGAAUGAAGGUGCUAAGAAGUUUAAUUCUAGUGCCCGGUGGAUCUAGAGCGGGGGGCUCGAGCCGAUUCGUUAUUUCCAACAAGGUGCUACAUGACUUGCUAAAAGAAUUGAAGUACUUGAGGGCAUUCUCAUUAUGUCAUUGCUCCAUUGUAGAGGUACCGUCUUGUGUUGGUGAUUUAAAACAUCUUCGAUAUCUUAAUUUCUCGUACACUAGUAUCAAAAGCCUACCCGAGUCAAUUGUCGGCUUGUGCAAAUUACAAGCUUUGAUCUUAAGAGGUUGUCAAAACCUUUCAAAGUUGCCUCAAGGUAUCACAAAGUUGGUUAGCUUACGGUUUCUUGACAUUAGAGAUACGGGGAAUCUAAAAGAGAUGCCGUUGGGUAUCGGCAAUUUGGAGAAUCUUACUAUCGUAUCCAAGUUUGUGAUAGGAACGGAGAAAGGGUUGCAGUUAAAGGAGUUAAAGAACUUGCCACAUCUUCAAGGAGAAAUAAUCAUAUCAGAAUUGCAAAUGGUGGAAAAAGUUAGAGAUGCAGUGAAUGCUAGUUUGUUUGGAAAGCUAGGUCUUACCAACUUAUCCUUGCAAUGGGAAGAACAUUUUGGAAACCUCCGGAAUCAUGAGCGUGAAGCACAGGUGCUCGACUCUCUACGACCUCACACUAAUUUGGAAAAUCUCACUAUCUCGCACUAUGGUGGUGCAAGAUUCCCCUCGUGGUUAGAUGAUUCGUCCUAUUCUAAGAUAGUGUCUUUGUGCUUGAGAGGUUGUCCUAAUGUCAUAUCGAUACCAUCACUUGGACAACUACCUUUACUUAAGGAAUUAUCUCUUGAAGGUCUACAUGCAGUACGCGUGACGGGGCCCGAGUUUUAUGGAGGUAAAAGGCCUUUCUCAUCCCUAAUAACUUUGAAGUUCGAAGAGAUGUUGGCAUGGAAGGAAUGGUCUCCUUAUGUCGGGGGCCUGGAAGAAGAAGUCCCAUUCUCCUGUCUUCAACAUCUUGUUGUCCGGAGCUGUCCUUCAUUGGUUGGGACAUUGCCUUGCCAACUUAACUGUCUCAUAAAGCUUGAAAUUCAUUCAUGCCCGCAUUUGGAUAACUUGACUAGUGUGGUUCGUCUUCCAUCUCUUCGCGAGUUAUACCUUGAGGAUUGUAACAAGGAUGUCUUAAAGAGCUUGGUUGACCUGACUUCUUUGACCAUUGUCAAAAUUGAAAAUCUUGCUGAGCUUGUUUGCUUUGAUCAUGGGUUUGUGAGCUGUUUGGUCAAGCUAAAGGAGCUUCAUGUAGGAGGGUGUGACAAGCUAUCAUACUUGUGGCGGGAUGGAAAUGAAACGCGAAAUCUCACUUGCCUUGAAAGAGUUAUCAUAAAAAAGUGUCCUCGGUUCACAUCAUUUGUGGCGGGAGAAGGAGAGAUAGAGCUGCCAUGCAACCUCGAAAAGAUGGAAUUGAGGGAUUGUGCGAGUUUAGAAACGCUUCCAAGCAAGGUGCACACAAUCAGAGAUUUGCGGAUUCAGAAUUGUCCAAAAAUGGUGGGACUAACCAUUCCUCCGAAUGGCCCCAGCAAUAAUAGCCCGAUGCCUCAGCUUGAAUAUCUUGUGAUAAAUGGAUGUGAUUCACUGACAUCGUUUUCCUUUGCCGAGGGUACACUCGCUGCUUUGAAGAAAUUUAGUAUUUUCCAGUGUAAGGGAGUGGAGUCAUUGGAAGAGGUCACCGUUGUAGCAGGAGCACUGGAAUGUUUGAGUAUUUUCCGCUGUGAGAAUCUGAGAAGCCUACCACAGCGCCUUCCCAUGCUUUCCCAUCUCACUGAAUUGUUUGUAUUCGGAUGUCCAGCAUUGGAGAUAGAGCAGGACUUCCCUCCCCUUCCCCUCACCCUCUCCACUCUUAAUCUUUGGAAUUGUGCGAAGAUAAAGUCUAUUGCCAGCUGUAACAUUGCCAGCUGUAAGAAUCUCACUUGGUUGCAUAUAUCCGAUUGCCCAGCAUUGGAGAUAGAGGGGGACUUCCCUCCCCUUCCCAUCAUCCUCUCAUCUUUCUAUCUUGAAAAUUGUCCAAAGAUAAAGUGUCUACCACAUCGGUGGCAUCAUCUUACCUCCCUCCACACGCUAUGGAUUUUCAAUUGCCCAAAUAUCGAAUGCUUCCCCAAAGGAGGUUUCCCUCCCAAUUUGAGGAGCCUUGAAAUUUCAGGGUGCGAGAAUGUGAAGCAGCCAGUGAGAGAAUGGGGCUUACCCCUCCUCACCUCCCUCCAGACUCCGGGGAUUGACGGAAGGAGCAUGGGUGGAGGGGAGGGAGACAACGUGUGCUUUCCUUCUUCGAAGGAGGAGGAUGCGUGGAGCCUUCUCUUCCCUUCCUCUCUAAAUAGCCUUCACUUGAGAAAUAUGAGGAAGGUGGAAAGACUAUCAAGCGGUCUUCGCAACCAUCUCUCCUCUCUCCAAGUGUUAGGGAUUUACGAUUGCCCUAAGUUGAGGUACUUGCCAGAGGAUGGCCUCCCUCCCUCCCUUCAAUCAUUACGCAUAUAUGGAUGCUCGAUUCUGAAAGAAGGAUGCUCAAAACUCACUGGCCACUAUUGGCCCCUCAUCCAAGUCAUCCCUGAGAUAUACAUCGAUGUCGAUCGGAUCCAAUGA